Molecule: messenger RNA, 2055 nt
Organism: Planococcus citri (citrus mealybug)
Lineage: Eukaryota; Metazoa; Arthropoda; Insecta; Hemiptera; Pseudococcidae
Product: facilitated trehalose transporter Tret1-like
Exons: 4
Coding region: 779-1951 (390 amino acids)
Biological process (GO): transmembrane transport
Cellular component (GO): membrane
Molecular function (GO): transmembrane transporter activity
Source: RefSeq, a predicted model, not a curated record
AGAAAACCUAUUUGUAUGUGAUAUGUACCAAUACUUAUACCUGCUCACUUUUCAACGAUGUUGUGUCACAAAAUCACCAAUAAUCUAACCAGAUAAAGUGCAAUAAAAACUGUCACAUUCAAACUUGAGAACCGUCUUGACAUGUUGGAGGUAUAAUUCUGUUCGCCAUUCGACACUAAUUAUUCAGUGUUUAUUUUUUUAAAAAAAUACAACUAAAUACCUAAGUAGGUAUCUAAAAAAAUAAAUUAUUGUUACAAAAAUGAAAAUUGAAUGAAAAUACCGCACAUGUUCAAAACUUACUCGUACAAUAAAUUUUUCACCUACAACUUCGAAUCGUAUUCAUUUCAGGAAUAUCAUUCCUAAUACAUGAAUUGAAAUGCUCUCAGAACGAUAAGAUAAACACCUAAUCCAACAUAGACCGAAAAUCUCAAGUACAAUACAAAGAACCAAACAUCAGCAACUAACCAUAAAAUAUAGGUGAAGUUGAAUUCAUGUACCCACCUUUUUAGUUCGCGUUGACACACAUCACAUGUUGAAUAAAAAUUGUCAUUAAGAUGAAGUUUCAAUUUCGUGUCACUGGUUCAUUCAAAGAAACAAGCUAUGCGCUGAUAGUGUUUUCAAUUUAUAUAAUGACCGGGAUAGGACGAACCUACAUGGUGUUUUUGUUUCAUCAAUUGGAUCUUCCAGGAUCUGUGAUUGUUGUAAAUGAUGAACAGAAAUCUUGGAUUGGUAGCUCGUUGGGAAUGUUAUCACCCAUUGAUGUGUGCUUUCUGGGACAAUGAUGGAUUUAUUUGGAAGAAAACUUUACUUUUUUGUUAUGUUCGUACCAAUGGUAGUUUCAUGGAUAAUUAUCGCUUUGGCGACCACUUAUGAAAUGCUCAUUUGUGGAAUGGCUAUUUUGGGAUUUGGCAUAGGAAUGGGAUUCUGCGUCAGCACCUACAUAUCAGAAAUCUCAUCAUCCGCGCACAGAGGAGCUCUCCUAGGACUAAUAACAGUUUUUUACAACAUGGGUUCAGUAAUAUGUAAUACGCUGAUGUAUUUUACAACAUGGAAAACCUCCGCUUGGAUCUACGCCUUGCUAUGUGUUUGCUUCAUGCUCUCCACGUUCUUGCUACCCGAAUCUCCUGCAUGGCUUUACAGCAAAGGAAAAAAAGAAAUUGCAAUUAAAACUCUUUGCUCGAUUCGAUGUUCCAAUGCGAACGAUAUCAAAACCGAAAUAGAAGAUAUGGAAAAAUCAAACUCAAACAAAUGUGAAAAAUUCUCUUUCGCAGGAUUCAUUAAAAAAAUAUCCAGCGCUUGGAAACCUUUCCUCAUUGUUGCUAUGCUGCCACUUUUAUUGCCGCACUCGGGUUUUUCUAUCUUGGUCAGUUAUACCAUCUUUUUCUUUGAUCGAUUACGAUUACCGAUUGAUAGCUCAAAAUUCGCCAUUGGGUAUGCGGCAGCUGGUGUCAUCGGUUCAGUAAUCGCUCCCUAUAUUAUGCAUAGAAUGAAACGUAGGACCUUAAUGGCUAUUUCUUCAUCUACCAUGGGAUUAUGCGCUGUAAUCAUUGGUAUUUAUGAAGAAAUUUUCUACCAUCGUGAUGAUAAAUUAUUCCCUUACAUUGUAUCCGUGUCAUUUUAUGCGUAUGCGGUGGCUUGUAACGCUGGGGUUUUGCUGAUCGCUUAUUGCAUCGGCAGCGAGGUGUUUCCAAAUGAAGUUCGAGGAAUUAUGAAUGGACUUUAUGGUGUUUUCACCUACUUUUAUUGGUCUGUUACGAUAAAACUUUAUCCAACUUUGAUGAAUAUUUUCGAUAUUAAAAUCAUAAUAUGGUCUUUUGCCGCGUUCUGUUUUUUGAUCACUACGUAUAGCUAUUUAUUUUUACCAGAGACCAAAGGUUUGACUUUGAAUGAGGUACAAGAGAAGUAUUUUCAGAAGAAAAGUGCACAAAAAAUGGAAGAACAGGAUGCAUGAUGAUCUCGUUGUAAAAUGUACAACGUAGGUUUUAUAGGUCCCUACUAUAAGUAUUUUUCUUUUUUUGUAAACAUUUAUGUUAAUAUAAUUGUUUGUUUUCGUCA